GGGAAACUGAACUGGAUCAACAUGGCUGCUUGUAGCGACGGAAAAGGAAAAGAUGAAACCGUUGAUAGCAAAUUAACUUUGUGGGUCGGGAAUUUGGACAAGCGACUAAGCGAGUACAAUCUUCUGAAAAUUCUGCAGCGUUUUGGAGAGAUCAAGAACUUCCAACUCCAUUUUCAUAAAUCUGGUGUUAGAGAAGGAGAACCUUGUUAUUGUUUUGUUGAAUUCAAGACAUUUGAGGAAGCAGAAGAUGCAUUGCAUGGAUUAAAUGGCAAAAUGGCGCUCUCAAAGCCUUUGAGUGUAAACUGGGCAAGGUUCAAGCAAAUGGCACAUGCAGGAAAGAGAGAACAAGGACACAAGAACAAGAGCACAAUGCAAUCUGUGGGCUCAUCAGGAAACUCACUAAACAGGUGACUCAGACAAACUUGUGGUUAUUUUUGUGGCCAGGUUGGCAGGGGUUGCAAGGGUGGCGAAGGUGGUGAGGAUGGCAAGGGUGGCAAGGGUGGUGAGGGUUGCGAGGGUGGCAAGGUUGGCCAGGGUGGUGAGGGUGGUGAGAGUGGCGAAGGUGGCUUGGGCAGUGAGGGUGACAAGGGUGGCCAGGGUUGUGAGGGUUGCAAGGGUGGCGAGGUUGGCGAGGGUUGCAAGGGUGGCAAGGGUGGUGCAGGUGAAAGAGUGGCAAGAGUUGCAGGGGUGGCGAGGAUGGGAGAGUGGCAAGGAUUGUGAGGGUUGCAAGGGUGGCGAGGGUGGGAGAGUGGCAAGGGUGGUGAGGGUGGCGAGGGUGGGAGAGUGGUAAGGGUGGCAAGGUUGGCGUGGGUGGCAAGGGUUUUGCGGGUGGCAAAGGUGGUGAAGAUGGUAAGGGUGUCGAGGGUGGUGGGGGUGGCAAGGGUUGUAAGGGCGGCCAGGGUGGUGAGGGUGUCAGGGGUGGCUAGGGUGGUGAGAGUGGGAAAGGUUGUGAGGGAAACCAUGAAGGCAAUGGUAAUUUGCUAAAUGUAAGGUAUAAUGAGCAGAACAAUGGCUGUGCAGGUUCUUUAUAAUUCCUGGUACAUUUCGUUGUCAUCCUCUGCAAAACAAUGUCAAAUGACCAAAUUCUGGAUCGUCUCGAGAACGUGAACCACUAUGGAUAAUUUGUUAAAUUUGUAUUUCAAAUUUAUUGCUGUGUUCCAGAUUCAGUUUUGAGGUAAUUUUGACAAUGAUAAACAGAGUAAACGACUUUAGAGUACAGCAAGAUUUGUAUUAAAAACAUCAAUUCACCUUUUAAUGGACAUUGUCCUCACUGUUGCCUAAGUGGUUACUUAAACUCUCUGAUGAUGUGGAGUUUAUAUGAA
Orbicella faveolata is the source of this 1322-nucleotide messenger RNA. RefSeq names its product putative RNA-binding protein 18. Gene Ontology annotation, molecular function: RNA binding. The record is from RefSeq and is a predicted model, not a curated record. NCBI's taxonomy places the organism in Eukaryota, Metazoa, Cnidaria, Anthozoa, Scleractinia, Merulinidae.